AUGGAACCUUCUGGGCCACUUCUGCGAGCUUUUCAAUCUCGUUUGGAUCAGAGAGAGGUCAAGGGACAUCGUCGCCGUCUAAAAGUUGCACCGCCCAAUUCGGUUGAUUUCUCCUCCAACGAUUUCCUGUCUUUGUCAACCUCAGACGUCCUUCGAUCUCACUUUCUUCAAACUCUUGCCAGUGAGUCUUCUUCACAUGCGCUUGCAAGUAAAGGAUCCCGACUCUUGGAUGGCAAUUCUGCCUACGCAGAGAAGUUGGAGCGUUUCAUAGCCUCCUUCCACCAUGCGGAGAGCGGCUUGCUAUUUAACUCCGGUUAUGAUGCAAAUCUCUCGGUAUUUUCUUGCAUUCCGCAGCCAGGGGAUGUUAUUUUGUACGAUGAAUUGAUCCACGCCAGCGUCCAUGAUGGCAUGAGGCUGUCAAGGGCGGCUAAAAGGAUCCCGUUCAAGCAUAAUUCCACCGAUUCAUUUUUCGGCAUUGCGCAGGGCCUGGUGCAAAACGACCCUCUAAUAGCGUCAGGAGAGCGGAGCGUCUUUGUUGCAUUGGAAUCGCUCUACAGCAUGGAUGGAGAUAUUGCUCCCAUCGCGGAGCUUCUGGAGGUUGUUAGGGAAGUGUUUCCCCAAGGAAACGGAUAUAUGGUUGUGGAUGAAGCACACUCAACUGGUGUCUUCGGGCCCCGAGGUGCAGGGGUCAUUCAGGAGCUCGGUGUGGAGAAUCGUAUUUUCCUCAGGUUACACACUUUUGGCAAAGCAUUAGCAAGUCAUGGAGCUAUUGUUCUCUGUUCUCCCCUAACCAGAGAAUACCUGAUCAACUACGCUCGAAGCUUCAUUUACUCUACAGCGAUGAGCCUUCCGUCCCUCGUCUCCAUCCGCGCUGUAUAUGACCUCAUGAGCCAGGGAGUAACAGAGACUCUCCAAUCCCAACUGUACGAACUUGUCCAAUACAUGGGUACCAGACUAGAAAAACAACUCCCUGAAGACCCCGCCCUCAUCAGAGUGCAACAUCAAGGUCGAUCUCCUAUCUUCUCGCUUCAAACCGCAAUGCCACGUGAGCUUGCAAGCUUCCUGCAAAGCGAGGGACAAAUAGUCCGUGCAAUUAUGCCCCCAACAGUACCCAAGGGAACUGAACGGGUGCGAGUAUGCCUGCACUCUAAAAACACAUUUCAAGAGAUCGAUAGGUUGACCGAUCUGAUAAAAAAAUGGAUUGAGCAGCAACUCCCAGGCAGGGCUUGUAAACUGUAG
Messenger RNA from Paracoccidioides brasiliensis Pb18, 1239 nucleotides. RefSeq lists its product as uncharacterized. Gene Ontology annotation, molecular function: pyridoxal phosphate binding. Bases 1 to 1239 code for a protein of 412 amino acids. The transcript is spliced from 3 exons. The record is from RefSeq and is a predicted model, not a curated record. Gene Ontology annotation, biological process: biosynthetic process.